This is a messenger RNA of Coniophora puteana RWD-64-598 SS2, 1443 nucleotides long. Its product is annotated as alpha beta-hydrolase. The record is from RefSeq and is a predicted model, not a curated record. NCBI's taxonomy places the organism in Eukaryota, Fungi, Basidiomycota, Agaricomycetes, Boletales, Coniophoraceae. Bases 56 to 1390 code for a protein of 444 amino acids. The transcript has 8 exons.
CAUCCCGAUCCCAGAUACUCCUCAUCUAUGGCAGUCCGUGUCACCAAGACGUGAGAUGAUGCCUCUGGUUCCUCCUCCCGUGUCAGCUUGCGACUAUCCGCCGUUGCCUCUGCUUAGCGAUUCGUUGAGAUCAUCAUUCCUCUCCUCCCUUCCUGGAUAUUUUGUGUCCACACACGUUCUUCCUGCCGCGUAUCCUCGCGCACCGUCUUCAAAGUGGGUCCCGCCGCCUCUCCACCAGACCAAGGCAGCGCACUCUGCACGCGCAGAGGCAGAUUUCCAACGUUUGGUCGCACUCAAGGAGGCCCAGGAACAGGAGACGCUCUCGAUUCCACCUCGCGAAGAAGUCUUGUUCAGCACAGUGAAAUGUUACAGGCCAACUUGUCAGCGGUCUUCUGGCCGACCCGUCACACUGCUCCUGUUACAUGGAAUUGGAUUACACAAGGAGUCUUGGGAACCCUUCCUAUCCGAUCUAUCCAGGUCUCUUGAGCGUGGAUCUUCCGUGUCAAUCGACGAGAUAUGGUCGCUAGAAAUGGUUCAGCAUGGGGAUGCUGGGCUUAUCAACGAGCACAAUCAAGGAGAAAUUUUUGACGCUGCUGACUACGGACGUGAUACAGCCAACUUUCUGCUCAACUACUUACCUGAUGAAUUUGGUCAAGAGCAAUGCGGGGUGAACCUGCCGCGGGUAUCGGACAAGGAAGCGGCUCGUCGGCGAGAAUACGGCUUCCGCAACCGGACCCUAGUCUGUGUUGGCCACUCUCUUGGUGCAUCCUGCGUGGUCUUUCCCGCGCUCGAAAUGCCGAAGCUGUUCUCCUCACUGGUGCUCGUUGAGUCUGUGUCCAUCCCUGAGUACAUGCCAGAAGGCUUUGGUCACCGCCGAGCCGAGGCACUCUGCAUCAAGCGCCAGUGCGAAUGGAGCUCAUGGGAAGAAGCCGAGUCCUCGAUAAGGUCUAGCCGGUACUACCGGCGCUGGAGUCAACAGGCAGUAGACGAAUACAUCGAGCAUGCGCUCAGCCCGACCACUCACGGCACUGUUCGUCUCAAAAUGCACCCUUACCAGGAAGCAGCUACGUUGAUGGAACGAAGGAUCCAGUUCGAGACAUGGGAACUUAUGGCCUCUAUACCGCCAUCGGUGAGGCUCCACUGGAUCAUGAGCGCGGAUAGCGCACGCACAGGAGGCCGCAAAGUUGCGGCAGAAAUGGUCUGGCGGAGGUCUGUCAACGCUUCAAACGUCCUGCUUGAAGGCAUCGACCAUAUGGUUCCCCAAGAAGCCCCAGAUGUGUUGGCAAACUUGGUCGUAGAUUUCCUUCAGCACGAAUACGGGCGACCCUUACUAACGGCACGAUCCGUGGCGGGAGCAAGUAUCGAUGCUCAGCAGUCCGCAAAGCUGUAAUGAGUAUCGCUUAUGAAAUGAUAGAUGUAUGCUGUAGACUUGUAGAAUGCCCC